AUGGUUACUCACUGGAAAUUGCUGGUCUCGUCUGGUGUUAUGAACGUCACGACAUCGUUUUUCGAAGCAGGCAUCACGUUCUUCACGAACUUGGUCUACACCGCAAUCCAAUUUGCGGUGGAAAAUGGGGAUGUGGCGCUAUUCGUUGGGCGCAAUCAAGCUGGAGUGGACAAGUACUGGUCCGAAGAGACCGUUUCCGAGGACUUCGACAUGGCUUUACGGCUGCAGUCGAAGGGCUACGACUUGCGAUUCUCCACGGUCUACGGUGGUGGGUUUCAAGAAGGGGUUUCUCUGACUGUCUACGACGAGCUCUCCAGGUGGGGAAAAUAUGCCUACGGUUGCUCGGAGCUGAUCUUCCACCCCUACCGGUACUGGUCCAAUAGAGGGCCGUUCACCCCCUUAUUUUGCCGCUUUAUCGCAUCCAAGAUGUCCGUCAUGUCUAAGAUCACGGUUUUAUCAUACAUCGGCACUGAGUACCGUUGUCGCGUUUCAUUUCCUUAUGCCGCUGGUGCUGAAUCCGGGGUUGAUGCAAUUCACUUUCUAGACGUCUCCACUCCGGGGUCCAUUGCCGUCUCGAAGCUAGCUACGUCAUGUUAUUGUAAUAUUAUCCAAGUUUCAGCCUCCAGGUUAAGACUUUUCGCAACGGAAUACCGUACCAUGAACCAUCUGACUAUUUGGGGUAUUGUAAACUAA
Exophiala aquamarina CBS 119918 is the source of this 693-nucleotide messenger RNA. RefSeq lists its product as uncharacterized. NCBI's taxonomy places the organism in Eukaryota, Fungi, Ascomycota, Eurotiomycetes, Chaetothyriales, Herpotrichiellaceae. The transcript has 2 exons. Bases 1 to 693 code for a protein of 230 amino acids. The record is from RefSeq and is a predicted model, not a curated record.